Messenger RNA from Lineus longissimus, 2643 nucleotides. Its product is annotated as equilibrative nucleoside transporter 4-like. Gene Ontology annotation, cellular component: plasma membrane. The transcript has 7 exons. NCBI's taxonomy places the organism in Eukaryota, Metazoa, Nemertea, Pilidiophora, Heteronemertea, Lineidae. Gene Ontology annotation, biological process: nucleoside transmembrane transport. The coding region runs from base 443 to 1903 and encodes 486 amino acids. The record is from RefSeq and is a predicted model, not a curated record. Gene Ontology annotation, molecular function: nucleoside transmembrane transporter activity; monoamine transmembrane transporter activity.
CUUUUAUAUCGCGAGGCGGAUCGCACGAGACACGCACUGAACGCCAUCAUAUUUGACGACCAGGUGUUCAGUAACGGUUCCAGUGAUGCUGACCUGACCAAAUCCACAGUGCAUGUUGUAUAGAAGAAGGGUAAUCUGAUCCGGAGGUUGGCACGAUCAAUUCAGGCCGUCAUUCAAGUAAUUUGAUUGGCCACCUGUUUAUGAUGGCGCGUCCUACAGGAGGAGACUUCAGGACUGAUAUUCACCGCCGAUAAUUAAGUCGGCAUGCCGGGAUGGCAACAGAUACCAGUCGAUUGACAAUGUUGGAACUUAAAUACGAGCUAUUCUGGCGUAAUGGACUGUUGAAGGAAUGAGAUAAUGCUGGGAAUGGGACAUGGGACCACUGGAUCCUCAUCGAAAUCUGAUAUAGGGCCUAUUGAAGCAUCGUGCCGGGUCAUUUUGGAUGUUCUCUUCAUGUUCAUGCAUCAUCCUCGCGACAUUAGUCUCCAUGCUUUCAUCAGAGGAUAGAGAUUCAGGCGCAUCAACCAUGAAUCAAAAUGGGGACAUAAACCGUGCAGAACCGAAAGACAAAUACAGCCUGGCGUUCUGCGCAAGUAUAAUGUGCGGGGUGUCAUUUUUAAUACCAUGGACCAGUAUAACAAUGGCUGUUGAUUUCUUCCAAAUGACCUAUCCAGGAACGAGCAUCAUGUUUGCUAUAAGUAUCUUGUAUGUGGCUGUAAUCUGGUUAGGGACGACUCUUUCCAACAUGACAGUCGAACUACUCAACCCGAGAGUCAAGAUUUUGUUUGGAUUUGUGUUAACUAUAGCUUGCCUGGCCUACCUCGCCAUCGUGGAGGCUUGGAUUCGACCCUUCUCGUUGGAAGUUUCAUAUCACUUGGUGCUGCUAUGUUGUCUGUUGCUGUCCUUUGGAGCAGCGAUAAUCCAAUGUAAUAUGUAUGGUAUAUUCAGCAUGUUACCGAUGAGAUAUACCAUGGGCUUCAUGUUUGGAGAAAGCUUGGCUGGAAUUAUCUCAGUAGCUACGAGAAUAUUUACAAAGGCGGUAAUCGAAAAUGUCAAAACCAGCACUGUCAUUUUCUUCAGCAGUACCCUUUUCGUUUCCGUAUUAUGCCUGCUUGCGUUCGAAUUUGCAAUGAAGUCAUCCUUUGUCACUUUUCAUAUCGAAAAGUGUCGAGUUACAGCAGAAAAGGGAGAAUGCACGGAACUACUGAAGGUUGACGAACUUGACCUGGAGACGAAUACAUCAAGUGAAUAUGGAUCCACAGCGCAGAUCACAGUUCAAAAUGGUGACUUCAUGAGUAGAGCUGCCCCACCAACGAAGGAACCGCUGAUGAUUAGAAUAAAAAAAGCCCUGGACAAUCGUGUGCGCAUUGUGAGGAUUAUCUGGCCGUAUAUACUGACGUUCUGGCUCAACUUUGUAAUAACCGCGGGCGCCUUCCCCGGCCUCUCAUCAGAGGUCAUCAGCUGCAAAUUAGGGAGUUGGAUGCCCGUGAUUAUGCUGUCUCUCUUUAAUGUUUUUGAUAUUAUAGGCAAGGUUAUCACAAAAUGGCAAUACGACUGGCCAGGUUUUGCCCUUGUUCUGUGUGGGAGUGCCAGGUUCGUCCUGAUUCCUCUGUUUAUCCUGUGUGCCGCACCCAGACUCCACCCAGUGAUAGACGGAGUUGCUCUACCCUUCAUCCUCUCCAGUGUUAACGGAAUAACUAACGGAUACUUUGCGUGUGUUCUCAUCCUCCUCGCUCCAACCAAAGUCUCCGCCGAACAGAGAGAACUUGUAGGGAACACGAUGGUAUUUGCGCUGACGACGGGCCUUUCAGUAGGCAGCGCAACAGCCUACGGAUACGAGGCCAUUCUCGGACCACGGACUCCGCUCAACAAUCCAUGCCUUCGGCACGUCAAUUCGACCUGACCCUGGGUUGAUGAGGACGAAGACCAAAUCAUUUCUUCGUAUUCCAUGGCCAGGCAUUAACACCUUAGACCAUGUAACACGAGCACAACAACCAGCUCUAGCACCCCGAUGCAUCUGAAAUGAUGCAGUGGUUCUCCUGAUUGGCAUAUUUGGAAACUUGGAAUCAUUCGUCAUCUUUUUCCGGACAACGAAAUUUACCGCUUGUUUCUAUUUGUCGAUUGGACCAACGGCAGCUAGUAUCCUGUACCAGUUUGAUGUAGCCUUGUGCGUUUUUGCACCAUGCACUUUGAUAUUCCUUGCCAACAUUGUCAUCGUUUCAACAUUGCUAAAAUCUCGAUACCAGGAUAUAGGUCGGGCUAGGAAGGAAGAGUGAGGGUAUAGGGUACUCGUAUCGCUGAUGCUGGUAUCGGCAGUCUAUGUUAUCCUUUUACUGCCCCAUUACACGGUAGCCGCAUUCUUGUUUAAUAACGACUCGGACAAUAUGACCAUCCUUCUUAACAACAUUUCAAGGUUUUUGCUACAAUUUGGCAUGUUAAACUACUGCAUCAAUUUUAUCCUCUAUAUGGUUGUUCCUUGCCUUUCUAUCGCGAAGAAGCAAAGUUUAUUGACUAAAAAUACUCUUCAUUCUGAAGGUGCGGAAGCAUGUUAAGGAGUCAAUGCCACAAAUCUUGAAGAGAAGUGUAGGGACUCGUAGAUUUGUUCUUAUAAAUUUUGUAGCCCAUUGUACAUUCAAACUUAUA